AUGAUCCGCGAUGGCGUGCUCCAGCGCGGCUACAAGUGGACCGCGAUCGCGCAGUCACUCCCGCGCGAGCGCUCGGCCGACGCGGUGCGCAACCGCUGGCACAGGCUGCAGUCGCGACGAUCGGGAGGGACGCCGCGCGGCUCGCCUGCACUGAUGCGCCCCAGGUCGGACGGCGAAGCCGACUCCGAGGGCGGCGUGUCCGCCGAGGACUCUGGCGAGCUCGGCGCCGACGUCGGCGAGGACUUCAACCUCACCGAGGAGAAGCACGGCGACAUGUGGACCGAGGAGGAGGACUCGAUCAUCUACAACGCGGUGGUGCAGCGUGGGCCGUGCUGGACCGCCAUCGCCCAGCUGCUGCCCGGCCGCACCCACUCGGGGUGCCGCAACCGCUGGGUGAGGAUGCAGGAGCGGCGGCUGGCCGCGGCCGGCGUGCACGUCACGGGCGCGACGCAGGUGAUGGAGGUGCUGCGCAGGCUGGGCUUCUCGUGGGGGAGCGACGCGAACGCCGCCGGCGUGGCGCACCUGGCGGCGGUGGCCGCUCAGCAUGGCGGGGACUCUCACGGUUCAGGCGUGGCGCACCUGGCGGCGGCGGCGCAGCAAAUGGCGGCGGCGCAGCAAAUGGCUGCGCACUGA
This is a messenger RNA of Emiliania huxleyi CCMP1516, 633 nucleotides long. RefSeq lists its product as hypothetical. Bases 1 to 633 code for a protein of 210 amino acids. Gene Ontology annotation, molecular function: RNA polymerase II cis-regulatory region sequence-specific DNA binding; DNA-binding transcription factor activity, RNA polymerase II-specific. Lineage: Eukaryota; Haptophyta; Isochrysidales; Noelaerhabdaceae. The transcript has a single exon. Gene Ontology annotation, biological process: regulation of DNA-templated transcription. The record is from RefSeq and is a predicted model, not a curated record. Gene Ontology annotation, cellular component: nucleus.